GCAUAAUCAAAGUCAACAGUUCCUAUUCAAUUAAAAAGCCGGAUCAAAUGUUAUUGUGGAAAAAAUACCAUACAUUUUUGUUUUAAUUUAUUUGUAAAAAAUUAAAAUGCACACAAGUCAUCAAACUACCCGACAAUUUCUCCGGAAAACAAAACGCGGCAGCAUAUUGAAGGUAGUUCGAGAGCAUUAUUUGCGUGACGACUUGAGUUGCGGUUCGAAGUUAUGCAAAAUUUGUUUCGAACUAGCAAGUGAAAGAAAGUUAUCAAAGGAUCCAAACAUCCAAAGUACAUUAUUUCCAUUUCCGCAUUAUUUGGUUUUGGACACUAACGUAGUUAUUGAUCAAAUUGAUGUUUUUGAAGAAAAUAUCAUCUGCAAUGUAAUUAUCCUGACAACUGUUUUAGAUGAAGUGAAGAAUAAAAGCAGUGCUAUAUACAAACGGUUUCGUGACAUUAUUAAUUUCGACUCUAGAAAUUUUUAUGUGUUUGUAAAUGAACACCACAAAGAUACGUAUGUUGAAAGAAAGAAAGGUGAAACUACUAAUGACCGAAAUGAUAGAGCUAUUAGAAUUGCUACUAAGUGGUAUGAUAAUCACUUAAAAGAAUGCCAAAGUCAUGAAGAAACUAAAAAAGUAACCAGAGUUGUUCUCUUAACUGAUGACGCUGAUAAUCGUCGAAAAGCUGUAGAAGAAGGUAUUUUAGUUGCUUCCGUCGAGGAGUAUGUGCAAUCGCUGACAGAACAUCCAAAUCUCCUGGAUAAAAUAUCAAAAAAAAAUUAUGAAUUUGAGAGCAGUAAGAAAUCGCUUUUUCCACCUCAUUUGACUGUUAUGCAAAUCCACAAUGGUAUAAAAAAUUCAAAAUUUUUACAAGGAGCUUUUAUGGCUUCCAGAGAAAAUUAUCUAGAAGGACAUGUAAUGGUUGAAAAAUUUGAAAAGCCGGUGCUCAUACAAGGCAGAGAAAAUUUGAAUCGCGCUAUUGAUGGUGACACAGUUGCUAUUGAAAUAUUACCCGAAGACGAGUGGUCUGCACCAAGUGAAAUUGUACUUCAGGAAGAUGAAAACGAUCCUGGCGAUAUUUUAGAGGAAGAAGAAAAUAUUAUUGAUUCGCCUUCCAAAAAAAUCGCAAUUGAAAAAUCACCUACAGGUCGUAUAGUUGGUAUUAUUCGUCGAAAGUGGAGGCAAUAUUGUGGAAUUCUUCAGAGCAAUCCAAUCGAAGGUUCAACAAAACAUAUUUUUGUACCAGCUGACAGGAAAAUUCCUAAAGUGCGCGUUGAGACACGGCAAGCUCACAACUUGCUAAUGCAAAGAAUAAUAGUAGCUGUAGACUCUUGGCCACGACACUCACGAUACCCGCAUGGGCACUUUGUCAGAUCAUUAGGUCCAUUAGGCGACAUUGAAACUGAAAAUGAGGUCGUACUUUUAGAACAUGAUGUACCACAUAGUAAAUUUUCGGAUGAAGUUUUAAGUUUUUUACCUCAGUUACCGUGGACUAUAACCGAAGAAGAUUAUGCAAAACGUGUUGACUUACGUGACCUUUAUAUAUGUUCUGUUGAUCCACCUGGAUGUACUGAUAUUGAUGAUGCAUUACAUUGUCGUGAAAUUUCACCAAAUCUUUAUGAAGUUGGAGUUCAUAUAGCCGACGUAAGCCACUUUAUUAGACCAGGUAACGCUUUGGACCGAGAAGCAGCUCUACGAGGUACAACUGUUUAUUUGGUGGGCAAAAGGAUAGAUAUGGUUCCGGAUUUACUUAGUUCAAAUCUUUGUUCCUUACGCGGAAAUGUUGAACGUUUUGCAUUUUCCUGUAUUUGGGAAAUAGAUGGCGAUGCAAAUAUCAUAUCAAAAAGAUAUCAUAAAAGUGUCAUUAAAUCUAAGGCAGCAAUGACAUAUGAGCAAGCCCAAAUAAUUAUAGAUGAUAAAAAUCAAAAUGACGACAUUGCCAAAUCUUUGCGUAAUCUUAACAAGUUGGCAAAAAUACUGAAAAAGAAGAGACUAGAUAACGGUGCUUUAGUACUUGCAUCGCCGGAAAUUCGAUUUCAAGUAGACAGUGAAACACAUGAUCCAAUUGAUGUGGAAGCAAAACAGAUACGGGAAACAAAUUCUAUGGUAGAAGAAUUUAUGUUACUAGCAAAUGUAACGGUGGCGGAACAUAUAGAAAGAGAAUUUCCGGAGUGUGCUAUGCUAAGACGUCAUCCACGUCCAUCUCAAAGUAAUUUUGAUCCACUUAUUAAAGCAGGACGUAAUCAAGGAUUUGAAAUUCAUACGGAAUCUGGUAAAGCUUUAGCAAAUUCCUUAGACUUGGCCGUAAAAGAAGAUAACCCCUAUUUCAACACAAUGUUGAGAAUUCUGGCAACACGAUGUAUGAUGCAAGCGCUAUAUUUUAUAAGUGGUACGAUUCAAAGAGAAGAAUUUUUCCAUUAUGGCUUAGCUACUCCAAUAUAUACACACUUUACAUCUCCAAUUAGAAGAUAUGCUGAUAUAAUUGUGCACCGUUUGUUGGCAGCAUCAAUCGGAGCUGAUAGCACAUAUGCAGAAUUAUUAGAUAAAAAACAAAAUGCGAACUUGUGUCAAAAUUUGAAUUAUAGACAUCGUAUGGCACAAUAUGCAGGUCGUGCUUCUGUUGCCUUAAAUACACAUCUCUUCUUUCGUGGAAAAACACAGGAAGAGGAAGGGUAUGUUUUAUUUGUACGUAAAAAUGCUUUACAAAUUCUUAUACCGAAAUUUGGGUUGGAAGGAACGAUUUAUUUAAAUAAACCAAGUCAAGAAAAGGGAUCUUUAAACGAAGUGAAGGCUUUGUUUGUUUAUAAUGAAGAAGAACACACGCAAACAUGUGGAAAUGUUACUUUCCACUCCUUCGAUCCAGUUACUGUUAGGUUGAGUUUAGAUUCGUCAAAUGUUCAACACGAAAAAUUAGUUUUUCAAUUAGUUAAACCAUACAUUGAAGGUUUCAGUACCGUCCCAAUAGAUAGUGUAAUGCCCGAAGGGGAAUUACCAAUUGAAGCAAAUGUAUCCACAGAAAAAACUCAAAAACAAGAUGUCACCAAGAGGAAGAAAAUGUCAAAACUAGUAGCAAUGCAAACAGGAGAAAAUGAAGAGCCUCGUAAAAAGAGUAAAAAAGGGAAAUGAAAUAUUAUUGAAAUGAAUUGAUUAAUUUAAAAUUUUUAAAUAAAUAUA
Molecule: messenger RNA, 3166 nt
Organism: Condylostylus longicornis
Lineage: Eukaryota; Metazoa; Arthropoda; Insecta; Diptera; Dolichopodidae
Gene: Dis3
Product: exosome complex exonuclease RRP44
Exons: 8
Coding region: 107-3118 (1003 amino acids)
Biological process (GO): rRNA catabolic process
Cellular component (GO): cytoplasmic exosome (RNase complex); nuclear exosome (RNase complex)
Molecular function (GO): 3'-5'-RNA exonuclease activity; endonuclease activity; RNA binding
Source: RefSeq, a predicted model, not a curated record